CUAACCCAGGAAAUCCAGGAAAUCCAGGAGAGCCAGGAAACCCAGCAGGACCAGCAGGACCAGGAGAACCAGCAGGACCAGCAGAACCAGCAGACUCAGCAGACUCAGCAGACCCAGCAAACACAGGAGACCCAGCAGGACCAACAGGACCAGGAGAACCUGGAGAGCCAGGGGAACCAGGAGACCCAGGAAAACCAGCAGAACCAGGAAAUCACAAUCGCCGACGGAAGGUUCCGUAUAGACUACAAAAUUGCUUCUGGAGGCUACAGCCGCGUGUACGUAGGCACCGACAAGAAAACCAAUCAACAAGUGGCUAUCAAACUUGAGGAGGUCAACCAAGGGGUCAGCUCACCGUCCCGCAGGGGGGAGACGGUAAAGCUUGAGGGACGGCUAUACCGCAAGCUCCCUCCCCAUAGCUACCCCAAACUGCAUUGGACGGGCACGACCAGAGGCGGGCUGUAUGAUGCCCUGGUGACGGACCUGCUUGGCCCGUCAUUAUGGAAUUUGUGGGAGUACUGCAAAUACUCCUUCACCCUAGAUACUCUAUGCAACAUCGCCAUCCAGGCGCUCAAGCGCCUGCAAGGUCUUCAUAAGAAGGGUAUCAUCCAUAACGACAUCAAACCGACCAACUUCGCCAUGGGGUCUGGCAAGAACGGCAACACGCUGUAUCUUAUUGAUCUCGGACUUGCCAAGACAUUUGAAGAGGUCAAGCACAAGGAGAAGGUGAAAAGGGUUGGCGGCCUGCUAGGUACACCGUGCUACGCACCUCUGGAAGCUCUGCGAGGAAGAACGAGAUCAUACCGAGACGACCUCGAGUCCCUGGGCCUCACUCUUAUCGAGCUAUCCAAGGGUGAUUUGCCGUGGGGGGAUGCGAGAGACUCCCUGUGCCUGGAGCAGCGGGCGAAGAUCACGCUGGACGAGCUUUGUUCCGAGCUGCCGGAGGUGCAUUUCCUUAUGGAGCAUGCACGGAAUUUGCGCUUUGAUCAACUGCCAAACUAUCGCCAGCUGAUCAAGAAGUUUGAAAAGGCGCGCUCCACACCUGAAUCGGGACAGACCUGGAUAUUUGAUUGGGUCAAGGUCAGGUAUCAGCGGAUACAGAAAAAGGUUGAAGAGCAGGCGGCAGGUCUAGAGAACAGAAGGCGCUCUCGGGACGCAGAUGAUGAAGGCGAGGCAGAGGGACCUCCCCGGAGCCGGCCCCGGCAGCAAUAG
Clonostachys rhizophaga is the source of this 1209-nucleotide messenger RNA. Lineage: Eukaryota; Fungi; Ascomycota; Sordariomycetes; Hypocreales; Bionectriaceae. The record is from the annotation of a GenBank genome assembly.